This is a messenger RNA of Anolis sagrei ordinatus, 549 nucleotides long. Its product is annotated as heat shock protein beta-7-like. NCBI's taxonomy places the organism in Eukaryota, Metazoa, Chordata, Lepidosauria, Squamata, Anolidae. Gene Ontology annotation, cellular component: nucleus; cytoplasm. The record is from RefSeq and is a predicted model, not a curated record.
AUGGCGUCUUCCAUCAGCAACUCCUCUACCUUCCGCUCGGAGCAUUUCAGCACCUAUAGCUCUGGGAAGCCCUGCUUCGAACCCCUGCUUGACCCACCCCAUGGGAUUUUUGGCACUGGGAGGGCCAGGGAGUCCUAUGGAUACUCAGGCCCUCCCUCCUCGACACAUCCCUCUUCUCUGGGCAGCAGCAAUGUCAUCACCAGUGGGGACAAAUACCAGGUCAUGGCUGAUGUCAGCCAGUUUGAGCCUCAUGACAUUGUGGUGACCAGCUUUAACUACUGCAUUGUCAUCCAGGCAGAGAAGGUUGCAGAAGAUGGCACUGUUUCCAACACCUUCACCCACAAGUGCCAACUCCCACCUGAUAUGGAUCCGCUGUCCAUCAGCUGCUGCCUGAACGAUUCGGGCAAGUUGAUCAUCUCUGCCAAGAGGUUGAUGUCGAUGCCCCCACCGCUCUAUCGCACUGAGGUCCAGCUCUAAGAUGCCCCUCUUUGCCGUGGGCCUUGAGUCUAUGUCACUGUUUACAUUUUGUAACAUAACUACAAAGCAGAG